Messenger RNA from Humulus lupulus (European hop), 1076 nucleotides. RefSeq names its product transcription repressor OFP16-like. NCBI's taxonomy places the organism in Eukaryota, Viridiplantae, Streptophyta, Magnoliopsida, Rosales, Cannabaceae. Gene Ontology annotation, biological process: negative regulation of DNA-templated transcription. The transcript has a single exon. The coding region runs from base 160 to 888 and encodes 242 amino acids. The record is from RefSeq and is a predicted model, not a curated record.
AUAUUAUUAAUAACUAUUAGAUUCAAAACCCCUCAAAACGAGACUAGUGUACUACUCUCUCUAGUCUCUACACUACUCAAACUUCCCUCCAAUAAUUAAUGUUAAUUAGCUUCUUUUAUAGCUUUUUCUCUCAGUUUGUGUUUGUGACACAUUUUAACUAUGCCAAACACUCUAGGAAAGAACCUAAACCUAAACCUUUGUUUCAAAAAUAUCAAGCUUUCACAACUAUUCUCCCAAUCUCCUCCUAUGACGACUCCACAAACAACCCCAGAAGAUCACAGCCGUCCAUUACCUCAACCCAAUUGCACCACAUCAAUCUUGGUUAGAAACUUCAACUCUCUCUACGACGAUGCCCUUGAUUCCACCUCCAAAUCCCUCACCAACUCUCCCUCCUCUCUCUCCGCCGCCUCCGUCCAAGAUGAUGACGGCGGAGCAGUCGCCGUCGCCGCUGGCGCUGCAUUUGCCUCCCGUAGAUUCUUCUUCUCCACCCCUGGAAGGUCCAACUCUAUCGUCGACUCCUCCGCUGCUAGUACUAGUACUACCGCCGCGACCGUAGUCUCCGCCGAACCAGAUGAGGAGGCCUCCGCUAAGCUCUUCGGCAACAGCGUGGCGGUGCCCACGAUCUCGCCGGAUCCCUACGCGGAUUUUCGACGGUCCAUGCAGGAAAUGGUUGAGGCGCGUGAGGUGGCCAUGGACGUGGACAAAUCCAAUUGGGAGUUCUUGCAUGAGCUCCUCUUGUGUUAUCUUGCUCUCAAUCCAAAGAGCACCCACAAAUUCAUUAUCGGCGCUUUCGCUGAUCUAGUUGUCAACGUUUUGCCUUCGCCGCCGGAAACUGGUGGCCGCCGGGAACCUGAUGUAGUCGCCGACAUGUAUGAGAAUAAGAGGUAGAUGAUUUGUCUUGGGUUCCUCUACUUAAACUUUACUAAUUAAUUAUAUAAAACAUGAAAUGGGGACUAAAGUUGGUCCCCAUUAUUUUAUACCCUUAUUGUAUGUUCAUGAAUGACUAUAUAUUAUAAAAUGUUUCAAUUGAUCCAACUUUUAAUUUUUGGUUCCUAAGUAGUCUUUUGAUUUUUGAA